AUGUAUGUUUCUGAUUUUAAAUAUCAUCUGCAAACGGAGCCUCCAUGUGACGUAUGUCCUCGAAACGGUGUCUGCGUCCCUAAAGUGCAAUGUCCAGCUCACGUGAACCCUGGGAGCAGCAAUCCAAGGUGUCACAUCGAUGGUCAGCAUGUAGGAGUCUGCUGCUUUACAGGAAGCAACCAUUUUGGUAACAACUAUUGUACACAAAGAGUAGCAGCCAGUAUUGAGGAUUUAAAUUCAGCUCAUCAGCAAUCGAAGAAAAAGUUAGAUGAGCUGGUGAAGAGAGCUGACACCUUGCUGAACGAGAAAGAUACAGUCGUCAAGGAAAGUGAUCCAAGCUAUGGACAUCACAUGGUAAGAUAUACAAAGACUCAGGAAUUAGGACGCAUUGGUUUCCUUAGUCUUUUGUUGGUGCAGGAGUUGAAGUCCAGAGAAGCAAUAUCUGCGGAAGACCUGGGAUCGGGAAUUCACCGUAAUGCAGAAGGGUCAUUUUGUCUGCCACCACCGCUCUGUCCCCGGAAGCCCAGCAAAUACAGAAACCUUGAUGGCACAUGUAACAACUCCAAAAAUCCAAGUUGGGGGGCAAUAUUUACUGGCUUUGAGAGACUUCUGCCUCCAGAGUAUAGAGAUGGCACUUGGGCAUUUCGAUUGUCAGUCACAAAUGGAAUACUGCCUAACUCUCGCGCCGUUAGCAAUGCUGUCAUCCUAGAUGGGCACUACCCCAGUAGGUCUCAUAACGCCAUGUUUACACAGUUUGGACAGUUCAUCACCCACGAUAUUUCUUCUGGUGUUGUUUUUACAACAGGGAAUGACAGUGCAAUAUCCUGCUGCUCAAAAGACGGUCAGGAUGUAUUACCCUUGGAGCUCCAGCAUUGGGCUUGUGCAGCCAUCUCUAUCAGUCCCAAAGAUCCCUUCUACAGUCAAUUUAAUCGGAGGUGUAUUAAUUUUGUACGUGGGGUGCUCGCUCCUAGCCACGACUGUUUGAUCGGCUAUGCCAAGCAGAUGAAUGGUGUAUCACAUUUUCUCGAUCUGUCUCAUAUUUACGGAAAUUCUGAAGAAAAAUUAGCAAGUUUGAGAGCCCCUGGGGGACUAUUGAAGACGUUCGAUGACUUCGGGAGAGAGUUACCCCCACUUACCAAGGAAAAUCAAUGCUUGACCAGUAAUAAUGUUUCUCCGUGCUUUGAUUCAGGUGACAACCACGCCAACCAGAUAUUAUCACUGACAGCACUUCAUACCUUAUUUACGAGAGAACACAACAGGAUUGCCAGAGCUUUGUACAAACUGAACCCACAUUUAGAUGAAGAGGCACUAUUCUUUGAGACUCGGAGAAUCGUUCAGGCUGAGUUUCAGAAUAUUGUUUAUAAGGAGUGGCUGCCAUUGUUGAUUGGUCCAAAAAUGAUGAAAAUGUUUAAAAUAUCUACACUGGAUGGAUAUUCUCAAGUCUAUGAUCCUUCUACAAAUCCCUCGAUAACUGCAGAGUUCUCUGGAGCAGCCAUGAGGUUUGGACAUUCGAUUGUUGAUGGCAAAAUGCUGGUUUUCAGUCCACAAACUAGUAGUGUCGAUGAAAUACUCUCUCUACCUGAAACCAUGUUCUUACCUUCAAGAUUGCGCCUUAAGUACUUCUUGGAUCGGUUGCUGACCGGAAUGUGUAUGCAGCCAAUGCAAAAUGUUGAUCCUUUCAUGACAACUGCAUUAUCCCGCUAUUUGUUCCGAGGUGGGAAUCCAUUCGGUCACGACCUGGCAGCCAUCAACAUUCAAAGAGGGAGAGACUACGGCCUCAGACCUUUUAACGAUUACAGAGUAUUGAUUGGCUCAAAACCAUUUACAUCAUUUAAACAAUUUCCGGCUAAAACUGCCCAGAGAUUAUCUUCAGUUUAUACACACCCCCAUGACAUAGACCUGUGGGUAGGUGGCCUUUUAGAAAAACCAAUUGAUGGAGGGAUCCUGGGUGCCACCUUCUCCCAAAUCAUCGGAGACCAAUUCACCAAGUUAAAGAAAGGAGACAGAUACUUUUACGAACAUGGUCCCGAUGUUAAUCCAGGAGCUUUUACACCAAGCCAGCUCUCUGAGAUCAAGAAGGUUACUCUAGCCAGAAUCAUUUGCGACAACAGUGAUCAUAUUGAACUCUUAACACAAUCGCCCUACGCGUUUUUGAGGCGUGAUUUAAGUGGAAACCAACCAGUACCAUGCGACAGCACAGUUAUACCGCAAAUGGAUUUGAAUAAAUUUAGAGAUCUGUAG
Messenger RNA from Leptidea sinapis, 2241 nucleotides. RefSeq names its product chorion peroxidase-like (gene Pxt). The transcript is spliced from 15 exons. Lineage: Eukaryota; Metazoa; Arthropoda; Insecta; Lepidoptera; Pieridae. Gene Ontology annotation, biological process: response to oxidative stress. Bases 1 to 2241 code for a protein of 746 amino acids. Gene Ontology annotation, molecular function: peroxidase activity; heme binding. The record is from RefSeq and is a predicted model, not a curated record.